Molecule: messenger RNA, 984 nt
Organism: Alternaria burnsii
Lineage: Eukaryota; Fungi; Ascomycota; Dothideomycetes; Pleosporales; Pleosporaceae
Exons: 3
Coding region: 1-984 (327 amino acids)
Source: RefSeq, a predicted model, not a curated record
AUGACCGACAUCAACGCCCCAGUAGAGACGUUUGCGUCUGGACGCUACUCGAAGCGCAAGAGAACCCAGGUCACAUACCAUCUCGAUGAUCUAGACUACUCAGAAUCCGAAUCCGACUUUGACACACCACAGGCAAAGAAGCGAACAGCCAAGGCAAGCUCCAGACCACUUCCCAAACGCAAAAUCUUCCCCUUCAUGGAGCUUCCUGCAGAGAUCAGGAACAUGAUCUAUGAGUACACUCUUACCGAUCCUGCUGGUAUCAACCUUGUCGGCACGUUCAAGCACAAGCGCCGUACUGUCGAACGCAUCUCAGCCAAGUGCCAGGCGAGCAUAUCACACGACGGAACUUGGUCAGACGCACUUCCUAUGAACGACAAUAUUAGAAGUCAACACGAACAACCGGCCGCUCUUGUCCCGUCGCUCCUUGCUGUGAGCAAGCAAAUCCACCAAGAGUGUAUCGAUAUUCUGUAUGGCAAGAACGAAUUCAUAUUCAACAAUAGCUUCGCCUUGUACAGCUUCUUAAUCAACCUUGGUCCUAGAGGCGCCAAACAUCUUAAGACUCUCCGCAUUCGAGGUUGGCUUUAUGGUCGUGCAAUGAAAGGAUACAAUCACUCCUGUUUCGCGGCCCUGGUCUGGGCUACCAAUAUCACCGCCUUCCAUAUUGAUGCGAGUAUCGGUUGGUAUCGAGCGUCCAAGUAUGGAGCUGAGCAACUCUACCGGGACGCAUUCCCAUGGAUGGAAGCUGUUGGUUUAGCACAAGGCAAAGUCGAUGCUGUAGUCGAUAUCAUAAAGUUCGGCGAGGAUCAUUUCGACGUCCUUCAAAAUUCUUAUCGUCAUUCAUCUAGCGCCAUGUCCAACGAACAGAAGCAUCAAGAAUUUACGGCAGCAUUAAGGAAGUCUCUUGGUGCACAACAGAAGCGGAUUAUGGCGCCUGCGGUCAAGAAGAUCAAAGCCACCAAAAAAGCGGUGGCAGACGAGCAGUGA